GUACCGUUAGGUAGUCCAUGGUAGUGAGUUUGUGUAUGUAGGUUUGGUAGAAAAGUAACGGCGAGAUCUUUGCUUCGUUGUUUCAUCUCUCACUUCUUUUGCGUCGACGACGAACCUUGGAGGGACGUUGCCCCACUGGCCGUUGCUUUUCGUCAGUCAACUCAUUGCUUGUCGUGCCAUACAACCUUGGAUCGAUCGAUCGAGUACUGUGGAAAACAAGUGCUAAAGGAAGCAGAUCAGCCAAACACACCGCUGCACUAAGCUGGAGUCAAAAGCAGGCUGAUACCCCCCAGAGAUUGGAAGACUCGACUGGGUAGUCGUAGAAACCGUUUGGACCGCCGAUCUCUCGUCAACAAAAGAAAGGAUUCUAUUGGCAAACGGCCAGCUGACAUACCUCUUUUCAUAUCCCACAAUAAUGAACGUCUACCCUUAUCACAGCGAAGAUGUGGAGUGUGCGGCAGUCUCCCGUGCUACUAUGGUUGCAACGAACAACAGCCAUCCGGUAGAUGAUAUGCUUGGCAUCUACUCUACCAGUGAAGAAGAGUUUUCGCAUUCCGCCGGUGGUACCAAUUCUGUUUCCACUUCCUUGCUGGUAGGGACAUUCUACAACCCUCACAAUGAUUCCUCAGACACCAAUUCAUUCGUCAGUAGCCUCCAAGAUGAACUCAGCAAUCGAGAUCCGCAAGAGACGUCACCGGAAGACAUGCCGACCCCCCGUGCCAGUAAUAAUAAUAAUAAUACUGCGCGGGAAGAAGGUGUUCCCACGUGGAAAGACGAAACGAGUCCUGAGCAAGCCCUGGGAUUGGAACCCACGCCAAGGCGUCGUCUUUGGUUUUGGGCGUUCGUCUUGGCGCUCUGUAUGUUGGUUGGAAUUGCCGUGGCCAUGGGAAUUGUGAUUGGAAUGAAACAUGAACAAAACAAACAGGCUGUAGUGCGUCCACCACAGUCGAUUGCGGCCAGUGAUGAAACCAAUCCCAACCGUGGUAGUAGUGUCAGUGCUACACAAGAAGAAGAAGAUCCAGAUACCAACAAGAAUGAGACAGGAGCAUCCAAUACUACCGAUGCCCCCACAUCAUCGCCUGUCAACAACAUGGACCAGCCUACUACGUCCAUCCCUCCGCCUCCGACACUCGAGCCCACUAUGAUUCUGGAAAUCAGUCCUGUGACGACGACGCAAUGGAUCAACGAAUUUGUGAGCAGUCUACCCGUCUACACACGACAAGCCCUCGAGAUUCCAACGUCUCCUCAGCAGCGAGCUCUCAACUGGGUGACCACGGAUCCAUACUUGACAUCGUACAGCCGGGAACAGUUGCUUCAGCGAUACGUGUUGAAAACAUUCUACUUUGCGACAAAUGGUGGAAACGAUGAACAUGAUGAUACCGAAGAACAAUGGAUCUACAUGGAGGGAUGGCAAUCAUCCUCGUAUUCCCAACACGAGUGUCAGUGGCAUACGACACAUCAAGACGAGGAAUCCAUGGAACCACCCUGCGACGAAGAUGGCGUCUACAAGAUCUUGGCCUUGCGGCGGAACAAUUUGCAUGGAUCCCUUCCUCCCGAAUUGGCCUUGAUGACGUCUCUUGCCACGUUGGAUCUCGAAUUGAACUCGAUUCAAUCUCAACUUCCCACCGAACUCGGGCUACUCACACAUCUGGAGCGCCUCAUCUUGGGAGGCAACGACUUGACUGGACCCAUUCCAACCGAGCUGGCUUCCAUGGCCAACUUGACCCACUUCGAGCUGGAGGACAAUGCCUUUAAUGAGUCCAUCCCCAGUGAACUUGGACUAUUGGCACACGUGGAGACGCUCACGUUGGAUGACAAUCAACUACGAGGCCCCAUUCCAUCGCAGCUAGGAGAACUUUCCCUCUUGAACCAACUUUCGUUGCAUGGCAAUGCCUUGACUGGGUCGUUGCCGACCGAGAUUGGCCUCUGGACUUCAUUGAGGUCACUGUCGCUGCGGAUCAACAUGUUCUCGGGAACGUUUCCAACCGAAGUUGGUCUGCUGACGGAGCUCGAGCGCUUGUGGGCGUAUCAAAAUGAACUCGAGGGAAGCCUCCCGACGGAACUAGGGCUUGCCACAUCACUGACGCUGUUGUCGUUCUCCCGCAACCUCAUGGUUGGAUCACUGCCGACGGAACUAGGCCAACUGAUGGAGCUCAAGAAUUUGUGGUUGUAUCAGAAUCUGUUUACGGGACCUAUUCCCUCGGAGCUCGGUUUGCUAUCAGAGCUAGAACUCUUGCAAAUUCGAGACAUUGGAAUCACAGGAUCAGUGCCUGCCGAAGUUUGUGACAUCCCCACAGCAGUGGUAACCAUUGAUUGCUUGGAAGUGGCAUGCAAUUGUGGUUGCACAUGUUCUCAAAACGAAGAGAGCACGGAUGACGGGAAGUAAGUAUCGAUCAGUCAUCAUUAGUUCUUUGGUGGUCCAGUGGAGAUCGACCAGCGGCAGCGAGACAUCCAUUCUUUCUGCGCUACUGUACGUACUGUAUGUUACAAGAACAAUCAAUGCACCCCGGCCAGGCCAAGAUUCUAUGAAGUGCGGCGGCUUAUUGUCUGGCUCGUAGUUCGUUUUUGCUUUUACUAUAUUAUAUGAUUCGAAUGAUAACUGUUCAAGUCUUGCUACGCUACUCUUUUAUACGUGCGUCCUCUUGAAAGAUUGAAAGACGUUUGCCG
This is a messenger RNA of Seminavis robusta, 2667 nucleotides long. The record is from the annotation of a GenBank genome assembly. NCBI's taxonomy places the organism in Eukaryota, Bacillariophyta, Bacillariophyceae, Naviculales, Naviculaceae.